Ochotona princeps (American pika) is the source of this 537-nucleotide messenger RNA. RefSeq names its product ret finger protein-like 3. Bases 1 to 537 code for a protein of 178 amino acids. Lineage: Eukaryota; Metazoa; Chordata; Mammalia; Lagomorpha; Ochotonidae. The transcript has a single exon. Gene Ontology annotation, molecular function: protein binding. The record is from RefSeq and is a predicted model, not a curated record.
AUGUGGGAGGAUGUGCGCCUAGACCCAGGCACAGCCCACUCGCUGCUGCUGCUCUCCAGUGAUCUGAAGAGUGUGCGGUAUGGCACAAUGUGCCACAACACGGAGCCAGAUGCUCGCAGAGUCACUCAGCUGGUCAGCGUGCUGGGCAGCCCCUCCUUCUCCAGGGGCUGCCAUUACUGGGAGGUGGAAGUAGGAGAAGGCCAUGAGUGGGCGCUGGGCGUGUGCCGGGACUCUGUGGAUAGACAGUGCAAGGGUGAUGUAUCUUGUGAGCAAGGCUUCUGGAUCAUCAGCAAGCAGGCGGGAGAGAUCCGUGCCCACUCCCUCCAGCCACGUAUCCUGCGUGCCAGCCCUGGCCUGCACCGCGUGGGAAUCUUCGUGAAUGUGGAAUUGGAAGUGGUCAAGUUUUUCGACGCUGCCAAUAAUUCCUACCUCUACAUGUACAAAUCUGUGCCCUCUUGUGAGCCUCUGCGUCCCUUCUUCUCUCCAGGACCCCCCAGGGAAGGGGCCACGGCUGUCCCUUUGCGCAUCUGCCAAUGA